This is a messenger RNA of Tribolium madens (black flour beetle), 1058 nucleotides long. It is a transcript of the gene Scox, whose product is annotated as protein SCO1 homolog, mitochondrial. Gene Ontology annotation, cellular component: mitochondrial inner membrane. NCBI's taxonomy places the organism in Eukaryota, Metazoa, Arthropoda, Insecta, Coleoptera, Tenebrionidae. The transcript has 5 exons. Gene Ontology annotation, biological process: mitochondrial respiratory chain complex IV assembly; intracellular copper ion homeostasis. The coding region runs from base 168 to 983 and encodes 271 amino acids. The record is from RefSeq and is a predicted model, not a curated record. Gene Ontology annotation, molecular function: copper chaperone activity; copper ion binding.
AAGUUACUGAAAACAUAACCUAUAAAAUUCUGUCAAGAGGCUUUAAAGCGAAAAUACAUGAUUUCCUGCAAAAGUGUGAAUAAAUCAACAAUAUUGCACCAAAAUCUGAUAUCUAUAGUCUAUGUGGUUCAUUAGCGGYAACAUUUAUUGUCGAACAUAACCUCAUCAUGACCACAUUUUGUGUAACUACAGUAAUUAAGUACUUUUUAAGGCCAAACUCGAAGUUACUGAGUUCCAAUACCAGUUUUGUUUUAUCCAAAAACUUGCAAUACAGGAGUUUGAGUAACAGUUCGCGCCCCAAACCUAAGCAAAAAGAAGCCGCCAAAGGCAUUGGCCCUAUUUCAUGGCGCAAUUUAGCAAUAACGAGUGUUCUAGGGGGCGGGUUACUUGCAUUUAUGUACUACAUAAAGAAAGAGAAAGAGGAUGCAUUGAUGAGGGAGAGAAAAAGAAUGCUAGGUAAAGCCAAAAUUGGGGGCUAUUUUGAAUUGGUGGAUUCUCAGGGCAAAAUGCGCAAAAGCGAGGAUUUUUUGGGACAGUGGAUGUUGAUCUACUUUGGGUUUACCCACUGUCCUGAUAUUUGUCCCGACGAAUUAGAAAAAAUGGCGGCAGUAAUUAACGAUUUAGAUUCUACAAAGGAUGUGCCGCGAGUCCAACCAAUCUUUAUUUCGGUUGAUCCCCAGAGAGACACUCCCGAUGUUGUGGGGAAAUACUGCGCAGAGUUCAGCCCCCGACUUUUGGGGCUCACUGGCACAGUAGAACAAGUGGCAAGGGCGUGCAAAGCCUACCGCGUUUACUUCAGUGCGGGCCCCAAAGAUAAAGAUAGUGACUAUAUUGUCGAUCAUACAAUUAUAAUGUAUUUGGUGGACCCCGACGGUCAGUUUGUGGACUACUACGGCCAAAAUAAAAGUGCAAUCGAAAUUGCAGCCUCCAUCAAAGUAAAUAUGUUAAAAUAUGCAAAAAUGAAUGUUAGAAGCUGGUUCUAAUGUUAACUUGUAGAGGAUUUCCUCUGAAAUUGUAUUACAAUUUUUAGCAAAAACAAAUUAUAGAUUUAGAACGAA